Messenger RNA from Drosophila biarmipes, 3586 nucleotides. RefSeq names its product plexin-B-like. Gene Ontology annotation, cellular component: semaphorin receptor complex. The coding region runs from base 1750 to 2706 and encodes 318 amino acids. The transcript has 4 exons. Gene Ontology annotation, biological process: sensory neuron axon guidance; regulation of cell migration; motor neuron axon guidance. Gene Ontology annotation, molecular function: semaphorin receptor activity. NCBI's taxonomy places the organism in Eukaryota, Metazoa, Arthropoda, Insecta, Diptera, Drosophilidae. The record is from RefSeq and is a predicted model, not a curated record.
UUUUUUUUGAUAAUGAAAGAGUAAACAAAACAUCUUGCGUAGUAAUCAAUUCAAAUCAAAUGGAAUGCCCAUCUCCUCCGGUAAAUGAUAAAUUUCAAGCAUUUAAAAGUUCUAACAGAGUGAUGGAUUCGGAAUUUGACUUUAAAAAUGAAAGUGCGCAUCAGAACGAAUAUUCUAGACGAAAGCGAAAAGCAGACUUCGUAGACAACUUUCAUAUAUACACAACAGGGGGAACUGCGCCUAGCUAUUUCGUCAAUAAUAAUAUGGAUGUUACAACUUUUGUAAAGGUCCAUGAAACGCAACUGAAUUUACAACUUAGUUUUGUAAUGGACAAUGUACAGCUUGUUCGAGAUCUAAAUAAAUACUUUCAUGAUAUCAGGAGCACUAUUGUUUAUUUAGCCGAUCCAAAAUAUUUACCAUUUCCAAAUGACGGAAUUAAACUAUACAAGGGUGACAGCUUGGUUAUUGAAGGCGAGCUACUAAAUUUGGCAGCUGAUGAAUACGACGUUAAUGUAACCAUUGGUACUACUCAAUGCAAUAUAACAAGCCUUACACUAACUCAACUUUUGUGCAUUCCACCGGAACAUCAACCACUCCCAACUGAUGAAAAUGGUGUGGAUCAAUCGACAGAUUUACCUCUAGUUGUGGUUAAAGUAGGGCGAAAUCUUCGUUUCGCCAUAGGAUAUUUGAAAUAUGAUUUAAAUAAACCCUAUGUUUUUUCACAUGCCAUGUUUGUCGUUAUAUUGACAGUUGCAGUGCUUGUCAUCGUUUUGGUUGUCGUACUAAUAAUAUUUAGAAGGAAAUCGACCCAAGCAGAACGGGAAUACAAACGAAUUCAGAUACAGAUGAUAACAUUGGAAAGCAACGUUCGUUCUGAGUGUAAACAGGCAUUUGCUGAGCUCCAAACGGACAUGACCGAUCUAACAGCAGAUUUGGAGAGCACCGGUAUACCAACGUUAGAUCACGUCAAUUACAUUAUGAAAGUUUUCUUUCUCGGUGUAUCAGAUCAUCCUAUUCUAAACUCCCGAAAAUUUUGUGGAAGUAGCCCGCACACUAACUAUGAUGCAGCUAUGAUACAAUUCGAGCAACUUAUUGGAAACAAAUAUUUUUUACUAUUGUUCAUAGAAACUUUAGAAGCUCAACGGUCAUCUUUCUCAAUUCGCGAUUGAGUUAACGUCGCCUCUUUACUUAUGGUUGUUCUAAUGAACAAAAUGGAAUAUGCGACGGAAAUUUUAAAGUCCCUUUUAUUGCGAUUAAUUGACAAAUCGCUCGCCAGCAAGCAUCCUCAGCUAAUGCUACGACGCACUGAGAGCGUAGUUGAAAAAAUGUUAACAAACUACUUAGCAAUUUGUAUGUACGACUACCUAAAAGAAUAUGCUGGAUCUAAUUUAUUUUUGCUGUUCAAGGCAAUUAAGCAUCAAAUUGAAAAGGGUUUGGUGGACGCAAUAACCCACGAUGCUCGUUAUUCACUUUCAGAGGAACGACUUCUCCACGAACAAGUUACCCAUUCUGUUGUAAUUUUGCACAUUUUACAAGAUGAUCUUGAUGAAAAAGUCCAAUGUCGUGUAAACGAUUUGGAUACCAUAUCGCAAGUUAAAUUAAAAAUCUGUGCACGAAGUUGACUUAGAAUGGAGGCAUGGAAGAGGAGGUCAUCUCACAUUACAAGAUGAAGACCUAACUACAAAAACAAUAAAUGGAUGGAAACGCCUCAACACAUUGGCCCAUUAUGGAGUAAAAGAAUCGGCUGUGAUGUCACUUAUAGCACGGCAAAAUGAUAACUACCACAUACCGUAUGGCAAAAACCAAAAUCAGGCACCUUACCAUAAUUUUUAUUUUAUAAAUAACUCUCAAAGCCAUAUUAUAAUUAAUAAUGACAUCGAGUCAGGAUUGCAGCAACCUCGACUUUACCAUCUUAUCAAACCCAUUAUACCUGAUCAUUAUAUGAACAUUAAAAACUCUGCCUUAUCUGGAGCUUCACCAGCAACUCAAUCAUCCCAUUGCGUAAAUAAUUGUAAUGAGAGGGUAAACAAAACUAUACCAGAGGUCUACUUAACACGUCUCUUGGCCACAAAGGGAACUAUACAAAAAUUCGUUGAUGAUUUCUUUUCAAUUAUUUUAACCGUUAAUGAGGAGUUACCGCCUGCAGUGAAAUGGCUUUUUGAUUUGCUAGAUGAAGCAGCUCGACGUCAUGACAUUGCUGAUACUGAUAUUGUACACGCUUGGAAAUCAAAUUGUUUGCCCCUUCGAUUUUGGGUUAAUUUUAUAAAGAAUCCUGAUUUUAUAUUUGACGUAAAUAAAACGUAUUGUGUGGAUUCCUGUUUGAGUGUCAUUGCGCAAACUUUUAUGGAUGCAUGCUCAACUGCGGAGCAUAGGCUUGGAAAAGAUUCUCCGUCGAAUAAGUUGUUAUUUGCAAAAGACAUUCCAAACUAUAUAAUUAUGGUUAAGGAAUAUUACCGGGAUGUCUCAAGGCUUCCACAAAUAAGCGACCAGGAAAUGAGUACAGCAAUGCAACAACUAUCAGUAAGGCAGAAUGAUGAAUUUGACACCAUUUCUGCAUUAAAAGAGUUAUAUAUUUAUAUAACAAAAUAUAAGGAUAAGAUUAUGGAAGCACUUGAAAACGAUAUAAAUUGCCGGAAGAUGCAACUUUCUCGAAAAUUAGAAAGUGUUGGUGUUACACUUGACGGUGACGGAACAUCUAAUUGCUGACACACGCGUGAUUUUUAAGAAUUGUCUGGACAUUAACUUUCGUUUUUUUUUUAGCAAGAACAAUAUUAAUAACUUGCAACUUGUUAAAUCUUAAAAAAAAUGUUAAAGAUAAAAAAUAGAUCAUAUUUGUACAAGAAGCAGACUUUGUAAUAUAAGAACAAAUAUCUAAUCGCUUUUAUAACGAAGAGAAAAUACACAACAUUUUGACCAAAUGCUAAAAAUUAUUUAUUUCCGUAAAUACCGUAAUGGGAACACAAUAUGUGCAGCCCUAAAUCUGAAAGUCCUGAUAACAUUUGCGAUAGCUUAGUAUAAGAAUUAUUAAAAUUAGUAUUAGUGUAUUUUAAACACAAAAAUUAUAUUUCUAGCUUACUUGUAUAUUUUUGACAUGUGGACAAUGUUAUGUGGGUAAUAGAACUCGUCUUAUAUCCCCGACAACCUUUUUUCAAAGGAUAUUUUAAAAAUUUCAAAAUUGGUGGAAAAUAUAAUCAAAGGGGAAAUCAUACACGAUCCAACCUCCCACUUACUAUCUUUUUAAACUGACGCAACAUGAUCCAAAAAAUCGGUAGCACUUAGCACUGAAACGCAAGAAAUUAUCUGAAAAUUUCAAAAGUAUUAUUUCUUUGUAAGAAGUCCGAUAGUAAUUAAAAAUAUAAUUUUGGUAAAAUGUAUAUAACAAAUUAGAGUUUUUGCGAAAGUGUUGUGCAUUUUGCCUUCGUACUAGUAACGUUUGUAAACUUUUUCAGCGAGAAUAGAACUGAUUAAUGUAUCUUUAUCUUAAUUAAUUCUUUAUGCAAAUUAAGAUCCUAAAUGUUCACAAAAUAUAUGUAUUUAUAUUGUAUAUAAUAAGCUCUUAAAAAUAUAAAAGAAGUGGAACGAUAAA